Messenger RNA from Labeo rohita (rohu), 1064 nucleotides. RefSeq lists its product as uncharacterized. Bases 402 to 1064 code for a protein of 220 amino acids. Gene Ontology annotation, biological process: negative regulation of T cell proliferation; immune response; positive regulation of T cell proliferation. Gene Ontology annotation, cellular component: external side of plasma membrane. The record is from RefSeq and is a predicted model, not a curated record. The transcript is spliced from 5 exons. NCBI's taxonomy places the organism in Eukaryota, Metazoa, Chordata, Actinopteri, Cypriniformes, Cyprinidae.
UUAUAUUGGUGAAUUUAAGAGUAGACAUGACAGAUAGAUGAUUGGACACGGUGACUGACAGCAGAGACUUGUUCAGUAUUACUGAUAGUGAAGAUUGAGUAGAAGUUGAAGAGUACAUGUAAAAAACUUGUGAAAGUCAACUUCAGGAGUUUUGAAUAUGCUGAAGUAAAUUUGAGUAGGACCAACAAAUAUCUGGUGCGCAUUUCAUAUCUUUCACUUGGUUACUGUUGACGUCACUUACGUCUGAUGUGUGCUGUACGUCUGAUGUCAUCCGUACGUCCGUGGCACAUGGCAUAUUGAUACGGAAGAGUUUAUGACACGCUUCACUGCAUUUAUUCUAAAAUUUAGACAUUUUUAUAUCAAUAUAUUUCAACAAAACAUAUUAAUAUUAUUGGAGAAACAUGAUGAUCAGUUGCUGCUUCCUCUGUAUAUUUGUAGUGCUGAUAAACAAAGUGUGUCUGCAGGUCACAGUAGAGGGUGUUAUUGGUGGUUCUGUUGUCCUGCCGUGUUCUUCAGCUGAACAUGAUCUUAAACCUGAAGACAUUAAUGUGCACUGGAGACAGAAUGGCAGAAUAUAUGUUUAUGACAUUAUUGAACGCAAAGAUUCAGUGGCAAACCAGCACCAACGAUACAAGAACAGAAUCAAAACUUUCCCUGAGGAGUAUGUGAGAAGAAAUUUCUCCAUCAAACUCACCGGUCUCACUCACGCUGAUGCAGGAACAUACAUCUGUCACAUCACACCCUCAAAUGAACAAGAGACUGUGCUGCUGAUCAUCAACGACUUUUUUAUUGCAGAAACAACAACAGAAAAAGUAACAAAAACCACUGAUCAAGAAAACCAAGAAGAAACCAGACCAGACAGUGUUGGGAAUUCAUGGCUUUUGAUCCUGGUUGGCACUCUAUUACCCAUACUGUUUAUACUUUUCAUUGUAAUUAUCUUUAGACAAAAGAUCUCAAGCUGCCUUAUGUCAGACAAUAUAAGCAAGGGUCGUACCAUGGUCAAGAUCCAGAAAGCUAAGAACAUUGACAAAAUGGUCAAUGUAACAUCAGUGGUUCAACCGUAA